Nerophis lumbriciformis (worm pipefish) is the source of this 3042-nucleotide messenger RNA. The record is from RefSeq and is a predicted model, not a curated record. NCBI's taxonomy places the organism in Eukaryota, Metazoa, Chordata, Actinopteri, Syngnathiformes, Syngnathidae.
AUGGAGAACGCACACACCAAGAGCCCGGCAGAAUGCCUGGCUUACUUCGGCGUGAACGAGAACACGGGUCUGACCCCCGACCAGUUCAAGAAGAAUCUGGACAAGUACGGCCACAACGAGCUGCCCGCUGAAGAGGGCAAGAGCAUCUGGGAGCUGAUCAUCGAGCAGUUCGAGGACCUGCUGGUCCGAAUCCUGCUGCUGGCUGCUUGCAUCUCUUUUGUUCUGGCUUGGUUUGAGGAAGGUGAGGAGACCAUCACCGCCUUCGUGGAGCCCUUCGUCAUCCUCCUCAUCCUCAUCGCCAAUGCCGUGGUCGGAGUGUGGCAGGAGCGUAAUGCUGAGGAUGCCAUCGAGGCUCUCAAGGAGUACGAGCCAGAGAUGGGCAAAGUCUACCGUUCUGACAGAAAGAGUGUCCAGAGGAUCAAGGCCAGAGAAAUUGUCCCCGGAGACAUCGUGGAGGUGUCGGUUGGUGACAAAGUCCCCGCUGACAUCAGGCUUGUUUCUAUCAAGUCCACCACUCUGCGUGUCGACCAGUCCAUCCUCACUGGUGAGUCCGUCAGUGUGAUCAAGCACACCGAGUCUGUUCCUGACCCAAGAGCCGUCAACCAGGACAAGAAGAACAUGCUUUUCUCUGGCACCAACAUCGCUGCGGGCAAAGCCAUCGGUGUGGCCGUGGCCACCGGAGUCUCCACUGAAAUUGGCAAGAUCCGUGACCAGAUGGCUGCCACCGAGCAGGAGAAGACGCCUCUGCAGGCCAAGCUGGAUGAGUUCGGCGAGCAGCUGUCCAAGGUCAUCUCCCUGAUUUGCGUUGCCGUCUGGGCUAUCAACAUCGGCCACUUCAACGACCCCGUCCACGGAGGUUCAUGGAUCCGCGGUGCCGUCUACUACUUCAAGAUCGCCGUUGCCUUGGCUGUGGCCGCCAUUCCUGAGGGUCUUCCCGCUGUCAUCACCACCUGCCUGGCCCUUGGAACCCGCCGUAUGGCCAAGAAGAACGCCAUCGUCAGAAGCUUGCCCUCUGUGGAGACUCUUGGCUGCACCUCUGUCAUCUGCUCUGACAAGACUGGCACUCUCACCACCAACCAGAUGUGUGUGACCAAGAUGUUUAUUGUCAAGAAUGUUGAAGGUAGUCAUGUCGACCUUGAUGCCUUCGAUAUCUCCGGAUCCAAGUACACCCCUGAGGGCGAGGUUUCCCAGGCUGGUGCAAAGACCAACUGCAGUGCCUAUGACGGUCUUGUGGAGCUUGCCACAAUUUGCGCCCUGUGCAACGACUCCUCUCUGGACUACAACGAGGCUAAGAAGAUCUAUGAGAAGGUUGGUGAGGCUACUGAGACCGCCCUGAGCUGCCUGGUUGAGAAGAUGAAUGUCUUCAACUCCAACGUGAAGAACCUGUCCAGAAUUGAGAGAGCCAACGCUUGCUGCUCUGUCAUUAAGCAGCUCAUGAAGAAGAACUUCACCCUGGAGUUCUCCCGCGACAGGAAGUCUAUGUCUGUGUACUGCACUCCCACCAAGGGUGACGGUGGUGCCAAGAUGUUUGUGAAGGGCGCCCCAGAAGGUGUGAUCGACAGGUGCAUGUACGUUCGCGUUGGCACCACCCGCGUCCCUCUGACCAACGCUAUCAAGGAGAAGAUCAUGACCGUCAUCAGGGACUGGGGUACCGGCCGUGACACCCUGCGUUGCUUGGCCCUGGCCACCUGCGACAACCCUCUGAAGCCAGAGGAGAUGAACCUGGAGGACUCCACCAAGUUUGCCGAUUACGAGACUGACCUGACCUUUGUUGGCUGCGUGGGAAUGUUGGACCCUCCUCGUAAGGAGGUGACUGGCUCCAUUGAGCUUUGCAGGGCUGCCGGAAUCCGUGUCAUCAUGAUCACUGGUGACAACAAGGGAACCGCCAUCGCUAUCUGCCGUCGUAUUGGCAUCUUCAGUGAGGAUGAGGAUGUAGAAAGCAAGGCCUACACCGGACGUGAGUUUGACGACCUGCCACUCCACGAGCAGUCCGAGGCUGUCCGUAGGGCUUGCUGCUUCGCCCGUGUGGAGCCGUCCCACAAGUCCAAGAUUGUUGAAUUCCUGCAGGGUUAUGAUGACAUUACUGCCAUGACUGGUGAUGGUGUGAAUGAUGCCCCCGCCCUGAAGAAGGCCGAGAUUGGCAUCGCUAUGGGCUCUGGCACUGCAGUUGCCAAGUCUGCCUCUGAGAUGGUCCUGGCUGAUGACAACUUCUCUUCCAUUGUGGCUGCUGUUGAGGAGGGCAGAGCUAUCUACAACAACAUGAAGCAGUUCAUUCGCUACCUCAUCUCCUCCAAUGUUGGUGAGGUCGUCUGUAUCUUCCUGACUGCUGCUCUGGGUCUGCCCGAGGCUCUGAUCCCCGUGCAGCUUCUGUGGGUCAACCUGGUGACUGAUGGUCUGCCCGCCACCGCUCUGGGCUUCAACCCCCCUGAUCUGGACAUCAUGGGCAAGCCCCCACGUUCCCCCAAGGAGCCCCUCAUCUCUGGCUGGCUGUUCUUCAGAUACAUGGCCAUCGGUGGAUACGUCGGUGCCGCCACCGUUGGCGGAGCUGCCUGGUGGUUCCUGUACGACAGCACUGGUCCCAUGGUCACCUACCACCAGUUGUCCCACUUCAUGCAGUGCCAUGAUGAGAACGAGGACUUUACCGGUGUGGAGUGUGAAAUCUUUGAGGCCGCUCCUCCCAUGACUAUGGCUCUGUCCGUGCUGGUCACCAUUGAGAUGUGCAACGCUCUCAACAGCUUGUCUGAGAACCAGUCCCUGAUCCGCAUGCCCCCAUGGAGCAACUUCUGGCUUCUUGCCGCCAUGACCCUCUCCAUGUCCCUGCACUUCAUGAUCAUCUAUGUUGACCCUCUGCCCAUGAUCUUCAAGUUGACCCAUCUGUCUGUAGAUCAGUGGCUCAUUGUCCUGAAACUUUCCUUCCCCGUCAUCUUGAUUGACGAGGUGUUGAAGUUUUUCGCCCGUAACUACGUACAGAAGCUAAAUAGAGAUGUAGAAGAAGGCGAUCUUAAAUGGGUUGUGGAUAGGAAUAGAUGGAGAAGAACUUGA